Monomorium pharaonis (pharaoh ant) is the source of this 3620-nucleotide messenger RNA. RefSeq names its product akirin-2 (gene akirin). Bases 548 to 1111 code for a protein of 187 amino acids. Lineage: Eukaryota; Metazoa; Arthropoda; Insecta; Hymenoptera; Formicidae. Gene Ontology annotation, biological process: positive regulation of innate immune response; positive regulation of transcription by RNA polymerase II. Gene Ontology annotation, cellular component: chromatin; nucleus. Gene Ontology annotation, molecular function: transcription coregulator activity. The record is from RefSeq and is a predicted model, not a curated record. The transcript has 5 exons.
ACGGACGGCCGGGAUGGCGUGUGUGUCGUCGGCGCGGCCAGUCGGCGAGAACAAGAGAAGCGAGAGGGCGAUCGAGUGAGUGGCGGCCAUUUUGCCGCGGUCGAGCGAGCCAGAGCGAGCGCAGUGUUUGUUUUGUCGGUGGAAGCUGCGCGUUGGCCCGAUGCGCGCGCGCGCGCGCCCGCCUACGAGUCCGUCCGACCAUCCCUACGUCUCUCGACUCUCGGGUCGAGCAAGCUGGCAGAUUGCGAGAAGAAGCUGCGAGAAUCCUCGGCCGCGUUCCGUUCACGCCUCUGAUCACCCAGGAUCCCAGAUCGUGUUAUAUCACGCGAGACGCGUUGCUACCGUCUCUCCCCUGCACUUGGAUCGCCCGUAAUCUACCGUCGGUCCCCGUGCCCCGCCCUUCUCUCUCUCUCUCUCUCUCUCCCUCCCCUACCCCUCCCUGGAGGGGGGCCGCGGUCCGUGCGACUGCCGACUGGGUGUCAGUCGCACACGACGAGACGCACGGUAAGCCCGAGAACGCCGCGCCACCACCGACAGCAGUAGCACCAUGGCGUGCGCCACGCUCAAGAGGUCCUUGGAGUUCGACCCGGUGCACAGCCACGGCCGGCCCAGCAAGCGACGGAGGUGCAUGCCGAUGUCGUGCGCUUCGCCCGGUGCAUCCGCAUCGUCGCCACGCGGUGGACCGCUGCCGCAGAAACCGUCGCCGUUCGGCGAGAUAGCCAACAAAUUGACGCCUGAAAAGAUGGCUGCUAACAUCAGAGAAGAAAUCCGCAGAUUGCAACGACGUAAACAAUUGCACUUUCAUCCCCAGACUAGCAGUGGCGAGUCAUCAGAUAUGGAGGGACCAUCCAGUCCUUCCAGUCCAUCUGGCUCUUCUUUAACUCCCUUUAGUCAUAACACUAGCGGAAAGGAAAAACCACUUUUCACAUUUAGACAGGUUAACUUGAUCUGCGAGCGAAUGCUUAAGGAGCAAGAAACGCAAAUCCGAGAAGAGUACAAUCAGAUCUUACAUUUCAAGCUCGCCGAACAGUAUGACACUUUUGUCAAAUUCACAUAUGAUCAGAUACAAAAAAGAUUUGAAAACUCGGCUGCACCGAGUUAUCUAUCAUAAGAAAGGAUUCUUAUUUAUAAGAAGACAUUUCUGUGAGGAAUAUUAGAUUUCUACUGUGUGAAAUAAAUUUUGCUUGCGCCGAGGGCCACAGUGCUGCCUCGUUUCGAGGAAUCACCUCUAAAAAAAAAAAAAAAAAAAAAACACCAUGGUUUCAACAGUGACUAAUAAAAAGGAAAAAAGGACUUCUUCUUCUUCUCAUUCUUAAUGAUACCCACUUUCCUUAAGUAGGAUCAUUGGGGUAAAAAAAAACUUAAGUACAAACGGUGGAUGAUUCUAUCAGCAACCUUCAAAAAUCCGAUCAUUGCGAAUCAUGUCCAAACGCACUCGCACCUGACAGAAGACUCGAAAAGAGGACUAAAAAGGAUGAGUAGGGAGAAAGAAGAAGAAAAAACAAUGAAAAAACAAUUAGUAACGUAAGUUCGUAGAAAGCGAGCGAACGAGCGAGUGAGAGAGAGAGAGAAAAUUGCGAUAAAUUGUAAACAUAUUACGAAAAUUUACUAUGUAUACUUUCGAGACUAACAAUAUUUGUACUGUUCGACAUUAGAAGUGCGCUGGUAUCAGGGAACUGAUUCUACUUAUGUACAAAUAUUACGUAUGUACAAUUAUUACGGUUAAAAUACAAUAUGUGUACAUGGUGCAAAACUGCACUGUAUUCCGGGAGCACGCUAUUAACGCUAUUGCAUUAUUCUAUCUUUAUCGUUCAUUAGACAUAAAAUAAGGAUCGAAUGCAAUAACGCUGAUAGCGUUCCGAAGCUUAUAACACAAAGCUUGAUAUCCAUUUAAGAGAAAAAGAAAUAGAGAGAGAGAGAGAGAGAGAGAGAGAGAGAAAGAAAGAAAAGGAGCGAGCAAAUGAGAGACAGCUGAGCUAUUUUUUUCAACUUAUACGGAUAUAUUGUUCUUUGCUUGUUUGGCAAUAUUGUAAAACGUCGACGGAAAUUUUAAAGAUUUGGUGCAUGUACAGAUAAAAACAUUGUGUCGAAUACUAUAUAAGGUAUUUCAAUAAGUUUUUCGUUUGUUUAUCAAGACGCUAAGACAGUUUAGACAUUGCUCAAGUAUAUAGGGCAACUAAUGCUCUAAACAUCUUGUUGCACACAUGUAAGACGUAUCUUGCGAGUUUCGAGGCGGGAAACAAUGUGCAUUCGUGAAUAAAAGGUUUGCCUUUUUUUGAAUCCUAACUGCUCAUCGAGAAGUGGGGAUAAUGUUUAGAAUUUAAUGUAUAAUUGCGUAAAUUAAGAGAUUAAAUAAUUCUAUGACUUAUAAACUAAAAUCUAUAAGGAAGGGAUCCAUUAGUAUAAUUUGUUAAAUUAAUAGUAACAAAUUUGUUUUGAUUGAUUUGCAAGUUACGCUCGUAUUGAAUUCGAAGAUUUUUUUUUCUUUAGACAAUUUUCUAUUUUAUAUAGGAUAUACAGAAGAAAAUUAGUAACAAUAAAAUUGAGCAUUUCUUGUAUUUUUUCUUUCACUCAUUUUAUUAAAAAUUCUUGUAAAAGAAAAGAUCUCAUUUAAGAUAUAAACGUUAUGAGAGGUGUAAAAGUGUCGAGGAAUAAUAUUAUAGAUUUAUAAUAGGCAUUGUACGAAGGCAUUGUGAAGCGUAACUAUUUGGAAUAAAGAUUUCAUAAAAUCUCGUCACACAUAGCAUUUCUGUUCCCUGGUAGCAACGAAUUUCUCUGUAGUAAUAAAAAAAAGUGCUGAGUAAUGAAUAUAUAAAUAUACCGUACUCUUUAACUGUGCCUAUUAUUAAACAUGUUUGUAACGAUUAUUACUAUUACUAUGUUAUUAUUUACUGUUAUCGCCGUCGUAAAAUUUUUUUUAUAGUUUGUAGCAGUUCUCAUUAUGUUGUAGUACCAUGUCCUGUGCGCGAUAUUUUCUUCCUUUUUUUUACUCGAUUAAGAUCCUGCGAGCCUUGGUGAACUGCGUGCAUUUUUUUUAUGUUUCAGCGUGAAAAUUUUUGUUCCGCCAAGUAUUAAAAAAAAGCAUUUAGAGCACCAAGUGGAACAUUGUUGAAAGAACGUCUGUCAGAAGUUCUUGUAAGCACAAUGUAAAAUGAUCCUCGAUCGAUUGUAUGCCUAUAGUCGAAGAAGCGAUUUUAUCUCGUACGAUUUCGAGGGGCAUUCGAAUUACUACUGCCUUUUUCAUAUUGCGGAAAAGAAAAGAAAGAAAGUGUCUCUGUUACCACAAUAUUUUUGGGAACAUCAUAUACCAAUGGUGUUCACGCCCACACACACACACCCCACACACACACACACAUAUAUACAGAAAAGUAUAUAUAUGUUACAUCGAUUGAAUGUGGAAAAAAAGAAGGAAUAAAUUAUGAAGAAGUAUAACCGGGUUUAAUUAUUAUCGCUAAGUAAUGUCUACUUGAUGCACUCGCAAUCGUUUAUCAUUAAGGAAAAUCAUGUGCGAGCGUAAGUGAUCAUUUGAAAAAUUUAAGGGAUUUCAUUUAAACUGCAAAAAAUACCUCCGUAUUAUAUUGUGUAAACAUUCAUUAUGGAAAUAAACUUAAGACUGAAAA